Messenger RNA from Stegodyphus dumicola, 1143 nucleotides. Its product is annotated as calpain-A-like. Gene Ontology annotation, biological process: proteolysis. The record is from RefSeq and is a predicted model, not a curated record. Gene Ontology annotation, molecular function: calcium-dependent cysteine-type endopeptidase activity. NCBI's taxonomy places the organism in Eukaryota, Metazoa, Arthropoda, Arachnida, Araneae, Eresidae. Gene Ontology annotation, cellular component: cytoplasm.
AUGAAGGAUGUUGCUCCAGUUGUAAGUAAAAUUUGUUAUAAAACUGAAACACUUGGAACUGGUAAAAUUCAACUAAACAUUAGGAAAGCCACAACACAAAAUGUUCUUGGAAGUAAACUUGUAGAGCUAUUAGGUAUUAGUCGGAGAAUGAAACCUGAAGAUCUCGCUGGGAUUAGAACUCUGGACUUUUCGAAGGCUAGCCGGAUGCGCUCCCAAUUACGUCAUAAAGGCACACGGUUGCAUGGCUCUUAUGAAGCUUUAGAAGGAGGUCAAGCGAUGGAUGCAUUGGUGGACCUAACCAGUGGUUUGUCAGAAAGAUACGAUUUGGAAUCGGCUCCUUUGAACCUUUACCAGUUUCUUCUACAAGCGUCAUCUGGAGGAGCUUUCAUCACAUGCUCACGCAAAGGAGAUUGGCAAAUGGCCAAUGCAGCCGACCCAAAUGGCCUAGUAUCUGGACACGCCUACACUGUCACAGCCGUGGCCAAGGUGCCAAUGAAAGAUGGUAAUAGAGUAAACUUGGUAAGAAUACGAAAUCCAUGGGGAAAUGAUGUGGAAUGGAAUGGUUCUUGGAAUGAUAAUGAUUCUCGAUGGAGUGAAGUGGAUUUGCAUACGAAAUAUCAGCUGGAAUGGAGACGAAGGGACGAUGGAGAAUUCUGGAUGGAAUAUAAGGAUUUUUGCAGAGAAUUCGAAGAAGUCACAAUUUGCACGUUGGGUCCAGAUUUUGAUGGAGACGGGGUAGCUGAAGAAGCAGGAAUGGUGAAGGCCAUUCGAGGGAAAUGGGAAGUGCCGAAAACAAGCGGCGGCUCUAGGAAUAAUCUCGAGCUUUUCGCCAGAAACCCACAAUAUUUAUUGUCCGUAUAUGAACAUGAAACUCGCAAAGACCAACGCAAAGAUUCCAUUGCGAGCGCAGGAUCCAGAUACUGUUGCGCUGUCAUCGCACUCAUGCAAGUACGAAGAAGAUGCAUGAAACACCCGGGUCGAAAAAUGAUGCAAAUCGGAUUUGUUGUUUACCGGGUAAGAAUAUUUAUUACAUUUUCUUAUUUUAUUAAUAUAAUUAUGAAAAAGAAUUUUAGCCGUCUCAGAAACUAAAAAACAGUUCAGAGAACAGUCUUCAUGUUCAAUAUUCAUCCCAAUAUGAAAAAG